Messenger RNA from Pocillopora meandrina, 711 nucleotides. NCBI's taxonomy places the organism in Eukaryota, Metazoa, Cnidaria, Anthozoa, Scleractinia, Pocilloporidae. The record is from the annotation of a GenBank genome assembly.
AUGGCUCGCCUUAACCGAGAAGAUCGAAAUUUUACAGGAUCGCUGCCAGAUUUAAAAGCCUCUGUUAAGGCUACCGAACACCAAACGAAAGUGGUCGACAGAAAAAUAUUUAUUGUUGAAACACAUUUUCCCAAGGUGGCAGCGAUGCUUCAGCGCUACGCAGUAGGAACAGCCAAAUUACGAAACAAGGGCGACGAGCUGGCCAAAACAAUAGCGGCCUAUGCGGAAGUAGAAUCUCCUUCAUUGAAGCAAGCCCUUACAACUAUGUCUGAAUGUUUGUCCGCCAUUCAGGAUCAACGAGACGCAGAGGUUAGUAAAAUAGAAGAGAAACUCGUUCAAGGACUCAGCGUGUACGACACGAAAUGCAAGCAGGCUAGGAACGACGUGAGGGUUAGUUCGUCUCUGUCUACAAGGGAGGUGAAGUCAUUCGAGAACCUCGAAAAAGCGCAGAUGAAAUCCACUGAUCGAACGCGGACCGCCAGGGCUCAGGCUGAAUUUCAGAAGGCGUCUGGCGAAGCGAACCGAUCACUGAGGGUUUUACGCGAGCAGAUGAACGAGUUCGAAAGUCAAAAAAAUGCGGGACGUGAAGCAGAUUUUCUCGGGGUUUGUGGUGUGCGAGAUGGAGCUGUUAGCCCGGUCAAUGGAGCUGUAUACCCGCGCGUAUCAAGGUUUGAUGAAUAUUAUCGAAGAGGAAGAUUUAGAGGAGUUUAA